AUGAAUCCCAAAAUUUCGGACUUUGGCCUUGCUCCCAGAUUAUGGGGAGACCAAGUAGAUGCUAACACUAACAAGAUUGCCGGGACAUAUGGAUACGUGCCUCCUGAUUAUGCUGUACACGGACAUUUCUCAAUGAAAUCCGAUGUCUUUAGUUUUGGUGUCAUGGUGUUAGAAAUAAUACCAGUUGAUAGGCCUGAUAUGUCAGCUGUGGUUCUAAGGCUGAAUGGUGAAAAAUCGUUGCCACAACCAAAGGCACUUGGUUUUUACAAUGGAAGGGACAAAGCAGAUUUGUAUGGACCAUUUUCUAACAAUUAUGUUUCCCUUACAGUUUUUGAGCCAAGAUAA
This is a messenger RNA of Glycine soja, 345 nucleotides long. RefSeq names its product G-type lectin S-receptor-like serine/threonine-protein kinase At4g27290. Gene Ontology annotation, biological process: protein phosphorylation. The transcript is spliced from 3 exons. The coding region runs from base 1 to 345 and encodes 114 amino acids. Gene Ontology annotation, molecular function: ATP binding; protein kinase activity. The record is from RefSeq and is a predicted model, not a curated record. Lineage: Eukaryota; Viridiplantae; Streptophyta; Magnoliopsida; Fabales; Fabaceae.